AUGGAGGACCCGGGGUCAGUUUGGGGCUGUGUUGUGGUAGGGGCCGGGGUCAUGGGAUCCGCUACAGCCCUGCAGCUGGCUGAGAGCGGCGUCAGGACUCUGCUGUUGGAGCAGUUCGCCCUCCCGCACACCCUGGGCAGCUCGGUGGGCGGUACCCGUGUGAUCCGCCGCGCGUACCGGCAGCAGCUCGCCUACAUGGCCGAUAUCGUCACGGAGUCUCUCAGCAUGUGGAGACGGCUGGAGGAGGAGACUGGAGUCAAGCUACUGGUCCCGAAGCCGUUCGUGGUUGUGGCCAGUAAGACCGUGAAGGGUCUCCGUUCCAAAGCCCGUACCCUGCACGCGGCGGGACUCCCCUACCGACUGGCGGCCGGACCUGCUCUCCGGACCGAGUUCCCCGCGCUGCGGUACCCGGCGGAGUUUACCGGGCUGGUGGACGAGCAGGGGGCGCAGAUCAGAGCUGACAAGGCUAUCAAAUGUUUGCAGGAGGUGUUUUUACAGAAGGGCGGUGUUCUCCGAGAUGGGGAAAGGUUGGAGACCAUCUCACCUGGUGACGUCAUCACGCUGCGAACGUCACGUGGUACACUCCGCACCCGGCGAUUGGUUCUUACCUGCGGCCCCUGGGCUGGUGACGUCAUGGCAGGGAUAGGGUUACAUCCGCCAUUACAGGUGAUGCCAAUAAAUCUGCUGUAUAUGAGAAAGUCGCAAGGGGCGCUCCUCUCCGUCCGCGACGACUUCCCCUGCAUGUUCGAUGAUGACAACGAAGUUGGCGCGUUUCCGUCCUUGGAACAUCCCGAAACUCUCAAGGGUGGGACCGACCGGGGUCACACGGCCCACCCCGACCGUAGAGACGCCGACAUGGCUGCGCAGCUAGCCGCCGACCAGGCCUUCCUCCGGGACUACGUCUGCAAACACUUCCCGGACUUCGAGAACCGGCCCUGCCUGGUGGAGAGAUGCAUGUACACGAACACGCCAGAUGGGAAUUUCAUCCUUGAUAGACACCCCACCCAUCCUAACAUCGUCUUCGGUACAGGAUUUUCAGGACACGGUUUCAUGGCGGCCCCUGUGGUGGGACAGCUCCUGUGUCAGAUGGUCCUGGACCAGCCCACCAGUCAUGACGUCACUCCCUUCAGUCUCUCCAGGUUUAAACCAUCAGCGAAGUCUUCCAUGUGACUAACUAGAUGACAGAAAUUGUGAUGAAAAACCUCCAG
Branchiostoma belcheri (Belcher's lancelet) is the source of this 1208-nucleotide messenger RNA. RefSeq names its product peroxisomal sarcosine oxidase-like. Gene Ontology annotation, molecular function: sarcosine oxidase activity; L-pipecolate oxidase activity; flavin adenine dinucleotide binding. The record is from RefSeq and is a predicted model, not a curated record. Lineage: Eukaryota; Metazoa; Chordata; Leptocardii; Amphioxiformes; Branchiostomatidae. Gene Ontology annotation, cellular component: peroxisome. The transcript has 8 exons. Bases 1 to 1170 code for a protein of 389 amino acids.